AUGUCUCAUAAUAGUUUUUCGAGUCCCGCGAGUUCUGGCCCGGGACGGCCGGGUAUGGCCAUCACGUUGAGUCAACCACGUCCGGGAGCUGCUCGGCGACAAAACGAAUACCUCGACAGCCCAUUGAGAGCUCCUCCGCCCUUGCCGGCUACGUCGCCUUUAGGUUCUCCGGCGAGUUUCGGUUUACCAUCGGCUAUUUUGGAAGCGCCGAAAAAAGGUUCGUCGUCCGGCGCUCUCCUCAAGGCUCCACCUCGAACACCGAUCGACGACCUCUGCAAAAAGCAGAACGCGGUCAACCUCAAUGAAUCGACGACGACAGCGAGCUCGAUCGUCUGCCGAGACUGUGGCAAGUGCCGAUGCGAAGCUUGCCAGGAACCCAAAGCGCUACCCUCAAGAUGGAUUUGCAACGAUAAAUUCCACUGUUCGGCACACAACAUCGUCGAGCACGUCACCUGCUUGUGUUGCGCUCAGGCCGUCUUCUAUCAUUACGCGAAAGACACCGACCUAGAUUCGGACGUCUCGUGCGCGGACAAGCCAUGCUCAUGCGGACCUGAACAUUUCUGGUCCCGUUGGGGAUGCCUAGCCAUGAUGAGUGCCAUCUUACCCUGUCUGUGUUGCUAUCCUCCAUUGAAAGGCUGUGUUAACGUUUGUGAGAGCGCCUACGGAAGAUGGACCUCGCGUUGCGGAUGCCAUUGCGAGUACAAGAACCCCAACAAGCUGCUGUCAUCAACGUAA
This is a messenger RNA of Galendromus occidentalis (western predatory mite), 735 nucleotides long. RefSeq names its product sprouty signaling antagonist (gene sty). Gene Ontology annotation, cellular component: cytosol; membrane. The transcript has a single exon. The coding region runs from base 1 to 735 and encodes 244 amino acids. Lineage: Eukaryota; Metazoa; Arthropoda; Arachnida; Mesostigmata; Phytoseiidae. Gene Ontology annotation, biological process: multicellular organism development; negative regulation of Ras protein signal transduction; negative regulation of MAP kinase activity. The record is from RefSeq and is a predicted model, not a curated record.